Rasamsonia emersonii CBS 393.64 is the source of this 537-nucleotide messenger RNA. RefSeq lists its product as uncharacterized. Gene Ontology annotation, biological process: protein folding. Bases 1 to 537 code for a protein of 178 amino acids. Lineage: Eukaryota; Fungi; Ascomycota; Eurotiomycetes; Eurotiales; Trichocomaceae. The transcript has 4 exons. Gene Ontology annotation, molecular function: GTP binding; GTPase activity. The record is from RefSeq and is a predicted model, not a curated record. Gene Ontology annotation, cellular component: cytoplasm; microtubule cytoskeleton.
AUGCUUUCUAUUUUACGAAAAGCGCGGCUGAAGGAUAAGGAGAUGAGGAUACUGAUGCUGGGUAGGAGAGGAUAUACCGAUGGAAUAUUUGAUGAUUUGCUAAUUAUCAUGGACAGAUACAAAUUAAAUAUUUGCAUGAGCUCCCGGUGCCCUCUUCCCCUUUGCGCCGUGCUGACUGUUCUUCUAGGGGAUGUCGGAGGCCAGAAAACGCUACGAUCAUAUUGGAGAAACUAUUUCGAAAAGACUGAUUCCUUGAUAUGGGUAGUGGACGCGACAGAUCGCCUCAGGAUCGACGAUUGCCGUGAAGAGCUUGCUGGUCUGCUUCUCGAGGAGCGUCUAAUGGGGGCAAGUCUUCUUGUCUUUUUAAACAAGACAGAUGUUGAGGGCUGCAUGACCGUGAAUGAGAUUCGUGAGCUGGACGCGAUCAAGACACACAAGUGGACAAUUCUCCCAUGCAGUGCAAUGACAGGAAAGAAUCUGAACGAGGGUCUGGAAUGGGUUGUACAAGAUGCAAAGGACAGGCUCUUUCUAUAUUGA